Messenger RNA from Zymoseptoria tritici IPO323, 1263 nucleotides. RefSeq lists its product as uncharacterized. The transcript has a single exon. Gene Ontology annotation, biological process: retrograde transport, endosome to Golgi. The annotation marks the transcript as partial. Gene Ontology annotation, cellular component: late endosome; cytoplasm. The record is from RefSeq and is a predicted model, not a curated record. Gene Ontology annotation, molecular function: oxidoreductase activity. NCBI's taxonomy places the organism in Eukaryota, Fungi, Ascomycota, Dothideomycetes, Mycosphaerellales, Mycosphaerellaceae.
GGCGGCGGCAUAAUCGGCUGCACCACAGCCUAUUUCCUCACCCGACACUCGUCCUACAAUCCUUCAACCCACAAAAUCACCCUCCUUGAAGCCUCAGCUAUCGCAGGCGGCGCCUCCGGAAAAGCGGGCGGCUUGCUGGCGACGUGGGCGUAUCCGAAAUGUCUGGUUGGAUUAAGCUUCCGACUGCAUAGGGAGUUGGCGGAGGAACAUGGUGGCAAGGAGAGGUGGGGGUAUCGAGAGGUUGGGGUGGGGAGUGUGGAGUGUGUUGGGCUACACCGUCCUGCCACAGAAAAAUUGAAGGCACUUGGAGGGAGUGCGGAGGAGGGGAAGGGAGAGGACGUGAGUCUGCAAAAGACGAACGCGCUGCCCAUCGCUGCGAGUACGAAACCGAAGACGAAGAGGAAGGGUGUACCGGACGGUGUACUGGAGUGGAUUGAUGCAGACGCUCUAAAGGCGUAUGAGGAAAUGGCACCUCCUGGAUCUACCGCCCAAGUCCAUCCCUACCAAUUCACGACAACGAUGGCGAAGCUCGCGGAGGAGGCAGGCGUGGAGAUUCUCACGCACUCACCCGUGUCGAAAAUCGAGUAUACGUCCAACGGCAAAGGCGUGUCAGGCGUGACUUACACGCCUUCUUCUACCUCAUCCUCCGCCUCCGCCUCCAAGCCGGAUUCUGUGACCCUCCAAGCGAACAAAGUCAUCCUCUCCCCCGGCCCCUGGACCCGCUCCCUCCUUCCCACCGCUCCCAUCACCUCCAUCCGCGCCCACAGCCUCACUCUCCGCCCUUCCGUACCCAUCUCGCCACACGCACUCUUCACUUCGAUCCGCCUCCCCAAAUCCUUCCCAACCCAUCCCAACCAGACGGUCACACCAGAAAUCUACCCCCGCCCAAACGACAAUGAAGUCUACGCUUGUGGCGAAGGCGACGAACUCGUCCCUCUCCCCUCUCUCUCCUCUUCCGUCGAGGUCGAUCCACAGCGAGUGGAAGAUGUGAGAGCAUUUGUCGGCUCGAUUUCUCCUGCGCUGGCGGAGGCGGAAGUCACGGCUAGACAGGCGUGUUAUCUUCCGAGCGUGGAGGGUGGGGCGGGGGCUCCUCUGGUGGGCAAGACGGGAGUUGAGGGUUUGUGGUUGGCGGCGGGGCAUAGUUGUUGGGGGAUACAGAAUGCUCCAGCGACGGGGAAGGUGAUGGCGGAGAUGGUGCUUGGGGAGGGAGGGAAGAAGGAAGAGGGAAAGUGGAGGGAGUUGGAUCCGAGGGGGUGGUUGUAG